Molecule: messenger RNA, 1030 nt
Organism: Ornithorhynchus anatinus (platypus)
Lineage: Eukaryota; Metazoa; Chordata; Mammalia; Monotremata; Ornithorhynchidae
Product: zinc finger protein 263-like
Exons: 5
Source: RefSeq, a predicted model, not a curated record
GCGGGUCCGGGUGGGUCCUCCCGCCUGGCGGGCGGCCCGCGGACCCCGCACUUCCGGCCAUUGUUCGGGCGGCCCAGCCAGGGCGGCGGCGAAGAUGGCGGAGGGUCGGGCGGAGGCGGCCCCGGACCCCCACGAACACAUGGACCUGAAGAUCGUCAAGGUGGAGGACGAGUCCCUGUGGGAGAAGGAGUGCGGCCCCCAGAGGGACGAGCCCGUCCCCGACACCUUCGGCCAGCGCUUCCGCCGCUUCCGCUACCAGGAGGCGUCGGGGCCCCGCGAGGCCCUGGGCCGCCUGCGGGAGCUGUGCCGCCUGUGGCUCAGGCCCGACCGGCGCACCAAGGAGCAGAUCCUCGACCUGCUGGUCCUGGACCAGUUCCUCGCCAUCCUGCCCGCCGAGAUCCAGGCCUGGGUGCGCUUCCACCGGCCCGAGAGCGGCGAGGAGGCGGCGGCCGUGGUGGAGGAUCUGCAGAGGGAGUUCAACGGGACGGGGCGGCCGGUCCUGGUGCGAACCCGCGGACGGGACACGCCGCCGGAGGAGGGAGCGGCGUCCGGGGGAGCCUCGCUGGACUCGCCCCGCUUGCGGCCGGAGCGGCCGUGGCCCCGGCAGGGGGGCCCGGAGCCCCUCGCCCUGCCCCGGAGCGAGUCGGAGUCGCGGCCGGAGCCGGGGUCCCGGGCGGCGGCGAGGCAGGAGGCCCCCCGGGCGGCGGCGGCGGCGGGGGGCGGGCCGGCGGCGGACCCCCGGCCCUUCGCCUGCCCCGAGUGCGGCAAGUCGUUCAGCCUCAAGUCCAACCUGCGCAAGCACCAGCGGACGCACACGGGCGAGCGGCCCUACCCGUGCCCGCACUGCGGCAAGGCCUUCAGCCGCAACUCCAACCUGGUCCGCCACCUGCGCAUCCACACGGGCGAGCGGCCCUACGCCUGCCCCGAGUGCGGCAAGGCCUUCAACGUCAGCUCCACCCUGCUCUACCACCAGCGCACCCACGCCCGGGCCCGCGAGGGCGGACGCGCCCCGGCCCGGCCCGGCCCCGGC